AAUUGAUUAUUUUCUGACUUUUGUUGUAUCAAUCUUUUGGAAAUUACCCCGGAAAGGACAGUACAUUAGUGACGACCAUUCCAGUUCUGUCUCCUAGUAAGUCAGUUCUUUCGUAUAUCAUCAUUGCCAUCAUUUAUAAAACACAAGGGAUCAAGAAACAAAAACAACUGGAUAUAUUGGUCUCAUCGUCCACAGGUCUAAUCCAUUAAUAAAAAUUAAAUAAAAAAAGAAGAGUUUCGUAAUUAUUUUUUCGCCCAUUUCGGUUAGUUCAAUAAAAUGACUGAAAUAUAUUUCACCAAGUUAUUAAAAAAUAAUACAACAAGUGUGGAUACGAAGAACUUUAUUUAUAUCAAAAGUAAAUGGGAUUAUCAGCAGACAGAAAUUUUACUCCAAGACUCUGAAACAGAAUUACCGAGUCAGGUGUAUCAGGAAGAAUGCCGACGACUUUUAACUGCCCAAAUGCCUAUAGCUGGCUAUUCAUAUGAACUUGAUGACGAGAAUAAACAAUUAAAAGUAAAAAAGGACCCUUUAAGUUACUUAUAUCUGGACAUUGCUUUAAAAGAUAUUAAAAAUCAUUACGAAAUUUUUGAUGACGUUAUUGAAUUAAUACAACAAAAAGAAAAUUAUACGAUAGAACGAGCCAACAAAACGAAGGAUAAUGAUACAUUGAAGGUAGAGAUACAAGAUGAUUUUCGGAGAUUACUAGACGAAAAAAAUCGCUUGGAAAAAAAUUUAUUAAAAAAAGCUGCUUUAUUAUUAAAUACUAAAAAGCAAAAAAUUACUGAAUUGGAACAGCGUUUGAAGCAAUACGAAAGACAAGCCGAAGAAACGAUCGCGGAUAUAACGCACAUAGAAGAAAGUGAAGACGAUCUGCCCGGAACAAGUCAUAACCUGCAGACAACGAAACAUCAACCGCGAAUUAUUGAAAGUGACGAGAGUAGUGAGGAAGAAGGAAAUGAAAAUGUACGCAAGAAUAAUGGCAGUGAUGACGACGCUUUUAUGGCCGACACAGAACCCAUCAUAUUUCCAGAUUGAUUCAAAUUGUUCGCUAAAGUUAGUCGAAAAAAAGUCUUUGAAUUCAACAGAAGUAGUUUCGCAUAAUUUACGCUAAUUGUAUUUGUGCGUGUGUGUGCACAUAAGUCUUCAAAUAAAAAUAUAGUUCGCGGUUUAGACAUUAAAACAACAAAAAAGGUAGUACGUCUGGCUUACACAGUAUGUAAAAUCGAAUUUAUUCACUCUGCGGCUCAAUUGGCAUAAUGACGAAUCUUGUUUUAUAACAUUCAUUGAUGAUAAUUUGCGUUUUCGAUAUCUUUUUUGGGAAAAAAAUCCGAUGCUUUCCAUGCUUUUAGGAAUUUUAUUACAAAAUUUCAAAAGCACUUUUAUUAGCUUUUAUAACAUCUGGCGAAUGUUGUUGUUGUACUGUCCAUACGUUUCCAAAUUGACUUUUUAUGCCCUUUGUGAUACAUAUAUAGGAAAUAUUAAGUUUGGUCGGAUGUAUACAACAACCAGACGAGCUUGAGAUAGCCUUCCUUCUAUUAUAGCUAUCGAUUCAGAUUUACUUGUAAAACCAAUCUAAGUUUGUCUGUUCACACGGCUCGCGACUGUCAACCUACUGAUCGUAAUUUUUGAGAUAUUUUUACUCAGAUUGGUAGAAUGACGGAUUUUCCUCUUCAAAGUAGUUCGUAUCGAAUCACUUUUGUUUCUUUUCCAUAGUAAUGCCUGAUUUUGAAACGUCGUUAUGAGAACAAAUGUAGUUUUUGGAAUUUCGCGAAAGAAAUGACAUUUCGGCAUUUUAAAUUGGCGCGAAAAAUUUGGAUCGGGCGGGGCGAUUUUUUAGACAGUCUCUCAUAGAACCAUUCCUGCAACUGCUAAAUUUUCAUAUGGGGAAAAGCUUUAAUUUGUAAUAUUUCAUGGUGAAAAUUGGCCCAUAAUAGUAAUUUAGCAUAGGAAUUAAGCUUACCGACUCUUCUUUUUUGGAUUAUAUUCAACGUGGAAUCGCUGUAUAAUAUAUUUUAUAGACCCCCUAUAUAUAAGGGCUCUCAUGGACGAGUCUUUUUAUGGCAGCAAAGUCUAAUUUGUAGUUUUUUAUGACACAAUAAACUGAGGAAUAAUAAAAUCUUUUACAAGUCAAUUAAGGUUUCUAAUUAUGGACCUUGUUAGCUGACGUUAGGAGUAUGUGCCAAUACGAUAGCUUUCCUGGAAUUUACCUUUACAAUAAAAUAAUGUACAACUUGUUGGUGAAUUAUCGCGAUAAUGAAUGAAUGAAGGCGAAAUAGGUGAAGUGGCAUAGGGUAUCUUAUGGUCGACCUUGCCCGGGCUAUCAAGUUCCUGCUUGUUUUUAUUGAACUGUUUGCCUGUGAUAACCACAUCAGAUUUAUCAAAACAUUACAAAUUGUUUAUGUGGAUUGGAAGGACAUUCCAAAAAUGCAAGAUGUGCUG
This is a messenger RNA of Glossina fuscipes, 2439 nucleotides long. RefSeq lists its product as uncharacterized. The transcript has 2 exons. Gene Ontology annotation, biological process: DNA recombination; positive regulation of ligase activity; double-strand break repair via nonhomologous end joining. Gene Ontology annotation, molecular function: DNA binding. The record is from RefSeq and is a predicted model, not a curated record. Bases 277 to 1035 code for a protein of 252 amino acids. Gene Ontology annotation, cellular component: DNA ligase IV complex; DNA-dependent protein kinase-DNA ligase 4 complex; nucleus. Lineage: Eukaryota; Metazoa; Arthropoda; Insecta; Diptera; Glossinidae.